This is a messenger RNA of Staurois parvus, 395 nucleotides long. NCBI's taxonomy places the organism in Eukaryota, Metazoa, Chordata, Amphibia, Anura, Ranidae. The record is from the annotation of a GenBank genome assembly.
GUCAGCAGUCUCUGGUCAUCCCCUUCACUGUCUGCAGUCUCUAGAAAUCAAUGUACUGUCCGCAGUCUAGGUCAUCUCCUGUACUGUCUGCAGUCUCUGGUCAUUCCCUGUACUGUGUCCAGCAGUCUCUGGUUAUCCCCUGUACUGUCUGCAGUCUCUGGUCAUUCCCUGUACUGUCCGCAGUCUCUGGUCAUCCCAAUGCACUGUCCGCAGUCUCUGGUCAUUCCCUGCACUGUGUCCGCAGUUUGAACUGGUCAUCUCCUGCACUGUGUCCGCAGUCUCUGGUCAUAGAAUGCACUGUGUCCGCAAAAUACUUUACUCUGGUCAUCCUUUGUGACUGUGUCCGCAGUCCACUGGUCAUCUCCUGUACUGUGUCCGCAGUCUAUAGGUCAUCU